Messenger RNA from Scatophagus argus, 545 nucleotides. Its product is annotated as neuralized-like protein 2. The record is from RefSeq and is a predicted model, not a curated record. The transcript is spliced from 2 exons. The coding region runs from base 1 to 387 and encodes 128 amino acids. NCBI's taxonomy places the organism in Eukaryota, Metazoa, Chordata, Actinopteri, Scatophagidae. Gene Ontology annotation, molecular function: ubiquitin protein ligase activity.
AUGGAACCCUUUCCUGACCAGUUCAUGGAAUUCCAUCCCAUCCAUGGUACCAACGUCAGACUGGACCACUCUGGAACGCAGGCCACCAGAGUGGAGAGCUUUGCAAAUGGAGUGUGUUUCAGCAAACAACCUCUGAAGCCCGGUGAGAUAUUUCUCAUAGAGAUUGAGGAUAAGGAGCUGGGCUGGUGUGGCCACCUCCGGGUCGGCCUGACUGCCAGGGACCCCAGGGGCUUAGAGGUGGUACCUGAAUACUCCAUCCCGGACCUGACAGAGUUAGGAGACAGUUGGGUAUUUGCCAUCACUCGGAACCACAACAAGAUCAUAGAGGAUGCUGAAGCAGAGGGUGUGAAUGAGGGACCAGAACCUGCAUGGACAGACCAGUGUUGAAACUCAAAUCAGCGCAGCGUGUUUUGAAAGUGAUGGGAUCAAAUCAACAAGUCAAGGUUCAUCUGUUGACCUUGGGAGAAAAAUUGUGAAGAGGAAUUAAAAUGAAAUUAUGCUGGUCUGGCUACACAUAAUCAAAUAAAACUAAGACUCUAUGGUGA